Molecule: messenger RNA, 2142 nt
Organism: Zingiber officinale
Lineage: Eukaryota; Viridiplantae; Streptophyta; Magnoliopsida; Zingiberales; Zingiberaceae
Product: glutathione hydrolase 1-like
Exons: 6
Coding region: 118-1848 (576 amino acids)
Biological process (GO): glutathione catabolic process
Cellular component (GO): plasma membrane
Molecular function (GO): glutathione gamma-glutamate hydrolase
Source: RefSeq, a predicted model, not a curated record
UUCCAAAAUAGAAACAUUGGACCUUCAGUUUCAAUUUUGUUUAUUAUAUCUUCGUCAAUGGACUUGGGCAGUGUCGCGUAAUCGUGUCAAUUACUUCACCAAAACCGUGGAAUCUCCAUGGUGUUCUUCUGGGCGGUCCUCGCUUUGGGCCUCCUCCUUCAAUUGCCACCGCCGACGGCGGGAUUGGUGCCGGAGUUCAUUACCUCCAGGCGCGGAGCCGUGGCCAGCGAUGACCGCCGCUGCUCAAGAAUCGGGAGGGACGUCCUCCGGGAGGGCGGCCAUGCCGUGGACGCCGCCGUCGCCGCCGCUCUCUGUCUUGGUGUCGUCAGCCCUGCGUCCAGCGGUAUUGGCGGGGGUGCUUUCAUGCUUGUGCGGUCGGCGAGCGGGAGCUCACGCGCCUUCGAUAUGAGGGAGACCGCUCCCUUGGCUGCCUCCGAGAAUAUGUAUGCUGGAAAUGCUACACUUAAAGGAAGUGGUGCUCUCUCAAUAGCUGUUCCAGGGGAACUUGCAGGCUUGCAUGAGGCUUGGAAGCAUUAUGGAAAACUUCCAUGGAAGAGACUGGUGAUGCCAGCCGCACAGAUUGCUUACAGAGGAUUCAAAAUAUCUCCUUAUUUAUAUUUUCAAAUGAACAGAACAAAAUCAGGCAUUUUGGCAAAUAAAGGACUGUUUGACAUUUUUACAUCAAAUGGAAGCCUCCUGCAAGUGGGAGAUGUGUGUUAUAAUAAAAGACUUGCUGAUACUCUGAAAGAAAUAUCUAAACACGGACCAGAUGCGCUUUAUAAUGGUCCAGUUGGAGUUAAUUUAAUCACGGAUGUGCAAAAGUCUGGAGGGAUAUUAACAAAAGAAGACUUGGAGAGAUAUAAAGUAAAAGUGAAGAAGGUUGUAUCCGGUAAAUUCAUGGGACUAAACAUACUGGGCAUGCCACCUCCUUCAGCUGGUGGUGCUGGACUCAUACUUAUAUUAAAUAUUCUUGCUCAAUAUAGAAUUCCAUCUGGUGUUUCCGGCUCUCUUGGACUUCAUCGAUUUAUUGAGUCACUAAAACACGUGUUUGCCAUAAGAAUGAAUCUCGGCGAUCCUGACUUUCACAAUGUCACACAAGUUCUUUCAGAUAUGCUUUCUCCUAAGUUUGCAGAAGAAUUGAGAAAAACCAUAUUUGACAACAGGACAUUUCCUCCUGAUUAUUAUGGUGGAAGGUGGAACAUUAUCCGUGAUCAUGGAACUUCUCAUUUAAGCAUUGUCGACCAUGAGAGAAAUGCAGUUUCAAUAACCAGUACUGUCAACUCAUACUUUGGAUCACACAUUUUGUCACCUAGCACUGGUAUAUUGCUCAACAAUGAAAUGGAUGAUUUUUCCAUCCCUGGUAAUUUUUCUGCUGAUGUUGCGCCACCAGCUCCUGCAAACUUUAUUAGACCACUAAAAAGACCAUUAUCUUCUAUGGCACCUACAAUUGUGGUUGAGGAUGGACAAUUGAAAGCUGUGGUGGGUGCAAGUGGUGGGGCUAUGAUCAUUGCUGGGACUGCCCAAGUAUUUCUGAAUCAUUUUGUGAAAGGAAUGGAUCCUUUAUCUUCAGUUCUAGCACCUAGAUUGUAUCAUCAGCUAAUACCGAACGUGGUUCAGUUUGAGAAUUGGACGACAGUAACAGGAGGCCACUUUGAAGUCCCCGCUGCAACAAGAGCAGCCUUGCAAAAGAAGGGUCAUGUUCUUCAAGGCCUUGCUGGUGGCACAAUUUGCCAGUUUAUUGUUCACCACCUGGGGAAGUCAUCUGUCCAUGGAGACGGAAGGGUUUCUUUCGGCCGACUCACUGCUGUGAGUGACCCUAGAAAAGGAGGUUUACCAGCUGGUUACUGAAGUGCUAUUCAGAUGAGCUUAGAACCAUUCAAGGAAAGAUCACACUUAGAUAGUUAAUGGUUUUUCUUUUCCAGUAGGUAUCUUGGAGUAGUCAGGAGAGUUAAUGGCCUUUUUCCAGAUUUCUUCAUUCAGGAACAAAAAAUUAAGAACAAUCUGUGUGUCUGAUGGCACGUCAAUAUAGCCUUAGUUGAGUUAUACUGGUUACAGCUUACAUGAUCAUGUCUCAGCCUGAUUCAAAUAAUGUUCUAUGUAUUCACACAUCAAAAAGUGCAUGAAUAAAUCAACUUAUUUUAG